GUUGAGCAAUGCGAAGACUCGAAUUCACGAUCAUCUUUCCGUGGCACAUGAAAGGUGCCCUUCCAGGAGUCAGGACUAGUCUAUAUCCACGUGGAAUCGUAUCCACAAGUUAUGGGUGGACUAAUUCACACCACAAAUGGCAAUGAAAAGUCUCUCUAUGUGUCCUAAAAAAAUGUCUCUAUAGGUGCAGCACCCCCAGCCAUUGACGUGCAGGGCAAUUUAUACCCAGGAGUCUGCAAUUUCCACCUGCUUCCUGCCCUCUCUUGCCCCCCCUCCUUGUUAAUUAGCACCUUUCCAUUGGAGGAUUUGAAGAUGGAGCUUGCCAUAUCCGCAGCAGCAGGUGAACUCAUGAGCCGAUUCAUCUCCUUCCUUGCCAACAAGUACCACUCGAGCCAUGAACACUCGGAAGAGAAGGAGCUGAAGAGGCUGCAGCAGCUGCUCCUGAGAGCUCGCACGGUCAUCGAGGAGGCAGACGGGCGGUACAUCACCAACUCUGGGAUGCUGGUGCAGCUCGGUAUGCUUGCGGACGCCAUGUACCGAGGCUACUGGGCACUAGGUGCAUCCAGGUACAUCUCAUUUGAAGAGUCCAUGGAGGAGGGGGAGGGCGCGUUGGAGAGCUUGGAGGAUAUGGUCGCUGGCAUGACGGAGUUUGUUGUUCUUUUGGGUGGAUGCGACCGUAUGCUGCGUCAACCAGACGAUGCGUAUCUAUACAAUGACAACAUCAUGUUUGGACGACACGCUGAGAAGCAAAAGCUCAUGAACUUCAUGUUGCAGCACGGCUCUUCCGGUGGUGUUCCGGCUGUUCUCCCGAUCAUCGGUGGUCGACUGGUCGGGAAGAGGACUCUGCUCGCCCAUGUAUGCAAGGACGAGAGGGUCCGCUCACACUUCUCUUCGAUUCUGCAGCUGAAUGAAGUUUCCUUUUGUAGAAUCGCAGACCAUGGUGGUCUUAUGUCAGGGAAGAUACUGGUGCUUGUCGAGCUUGUCUCAGAUGUCGAGGAGGAGGAUUGGGCCAAGUUCUGCUCAUUCGUGGUGAGCAUGGACAGUGGAAGCAAGGUGAUCAUCAUCAGCUGGCUUAAAAGUACAGAGCAACUUGGAACACUGGAGCCAAUCUUCCUCAACACCCUGUCAUACGAGGAGUUCAGCUAUCUCUUCAAGACACUCGCAUUCGGGAGCGCGAACCCCGCGCAGCACCCACGGUUAGCGCGGAUAGCAGACGAGCUGGCCAGGGAAUUCCAAUCCGAAUGGUCAAUCGCCACUGCAAAUCUGUUUGCGGACAUCAUGAGGAGGAACCUCAGCGUCCAUUUCUGGCUCUGCAUCCUGAGCGGGCUGAGAAGGGUAGUCGAGAGGAACUUAUCCCUGUUUGGGGAGCACCCGAAGCUCCUCGCCCGGAGACGCCACCAGAUAGACGUUACUGACUUGGUCUUGCAUCCCAUGGAUUCUCCACUCCGUGUCAUGUAUUCCUGUACCAGUGGCAGCAGCCGCACUGAAGUUACGGUGGAAAGGGAAUUGCUACCGAGGGUGAGGUUUGGGGAUCUGAUGAUGGAUCCUGGAGUUCGGCCACAAGGGGAUUUCAAUGUGGUUUCGUGGGAAUCAAGGUUGCCACCUUACACCUCUUUCGUUCAUUUCGUUCCAAAUGGAAAUGGUGCUCUAGGUGUGGCGAAACAGAGUACUCCCCUGUCUGGGAGUAAGCGUCCCGCGGUGCCUUGGUAAGGCCUUUCGAUUCGGACGGCUUCUGUUGGGAUUUCGUAGAGUUAGAAUCUCAAGUACUCACUCAGUUCAUGAAGGCAUAAUUUAAAUAUUGACAUGGUCUCCAAUGCACACCUUUUAAUCAUCGAAUGUUAUAUUUUUUUGAAGUUGUAAUGAC
This is a messenger RNA of Aegilops tauschii subsp. strangulata, 1864 nucleotides long. RefSeq lists its product as uncharacterized. The record is from RefSeq and is a predicted model, not a curated record. NCBI's taxonomy places the organism in Eukaryota, Viridiplantae, Streptophyta, Magnoliopsida, Poales, Poaceae.